AUGUUAUUUCUUUACUUUUUCUAUUGUUUCUUUUUUCGUUCUCUCUUUUUUUUUUUUAGCUUCUUUUCUUUUUUCUUCCUUGUUCUGAGUUCUUUUCUUUCAUUCCUUUUUCUUUUUCUCUUGGUUUCUUUCUUUCAUUUAUACACUUUCUUUCUUUCUUUCUUUCUUUCUAUCUUUCUUUCUUUUCACGCUGUCUUUCUCUUUAUUUGUUUCUUUCUAUCGAGCUUCAUCUUCUCUUUCUUUCUUUCUCUCCCCCUCUCUCUCCCCCCACCUCUCUCUCUUUUACUCACAGUCAGUUAUUUACAAAUCUUGUUUCUUCUUCCUCUCCUAAUUGUCUCUUACUCAUUUUAUUUCAACUUUUUUAUUGUUUCAUUCACGUCUUCAAGUUGUCUGCAUUUUAUUCUUGCACCGAUUAAAAAGUAUUCCUUUAAUUUUAAUAUCUAUCUCCAAAUAUUCUCUGAUUCUACCCUCUUUUUAAACGUCAUUUCUUUUUGCUUUCUUUUUUCUAUUAGUCUUUCCUCCCUACUUCCUUUUCUAGUCUUAUUUAUUUCCUUCUUUCUUUUUUUUUUUAGCUUUUCUUUCAAUUCUUACCUUUUUUUGUGUUUCUCUUUCUUUUUCCCUUUAGUCAUUUCUUUUUUUUUUUUUCUUUUUUAUUUAUCUUCAUUUUCUUGA
Acanthosepion pharaonis is the source of this 672-nucleotide messenger RNA. Lineage: Eukaryota; Metazoa; Mollusca; Cephalopoda; Sepiida; Sepiidae. The record is from the annotation of a GenBank genome assembly.